Messenger RNA from Mesorhabditis belari, 1938 nucleotides. NCBI's taxonomy places the organism in Eukaryota, Metazoa, Nematoda, Chromadorea, Rhabditida, Rhabditidae. The record is from the annotation of a GenBank genome assembly.
AUGAAAUCCCUAUUUUCUUUCUUUUUCCUCAUCUCUACAGCAAUUGCCGAUUUGUGUCAAUAUUGUGGUUGUGAUUUCUCCACAGAGUCUGUCACUUGUUCGGACAAGGAUUUCCUUCUCCGAACAGUUUCUUUACUACCAUCAAUCUCUCAAUUGGUUCUUCAUCGAAUCCCCCUUCCACAUGCUCCACACUUUCUCUAUCACACAAAUCUACGCAUUCUGAAAAUCAAUGAUUGCGGCUUAGAGGGACUCUCAGCUCACUCAAUUCUCCCACUCCCGAAUCUAGAGGUUAUCAGCUUUGCAAACAACAAGUUAACAACACUACCAGCAACUCUUUUCCGAAGACAAGAUGAUUUGAAAGUGAUCGAUGUCAGUUACAACAAAAUCUCUGACUUGAGUGGAAUUGAGUGGAUUCUAGGGGAGAAUGUGCUUCUCGAUGCACUUGAUCUCGGGCAUAAUCCAAUCGAAAUGUCUACUCGAUCCACCAAAUUGCCACCAGUGCGUCAACUUUUAAUGUCAAUGACGAACAUUGAGCGAAUCAAUGGAACAUCGAUUAUUUUCAAGGCAACAGAUCGAUGCAAAGUUGAUGGUUGUCGAGUUUUGCCGUUUCCGAGAACUGAAUCGCUCACUUAUUUUGAUGUGGCUGAUAAUGGGGCGGUGAUUGAAGCGAGUGCUUUACAGGCUUUACUGAAUGCGACACAUUUAAAUUUUGCCAAUAGCAAAUUACCAGCCGAGUUCUUUGAUUGGUUAGAGACAGCAGCCGUUAUUCAUCUCAAUCUUUCAAAUGCUCAGAUUACUGUACCAAAUGAGGAAUGGCGAUGGUGUGGACCUCGUUUAGAAACACUUGAUAUUUCAAAUAUUCAUCUUCGUAGACUUCGUCUCAAUCGUGGAUGUGUAUUGCGAAAAAUUUUCGCUAAAGAGAACCAGCUUGAGAUGGCUUUUCUCGAUACACCAACAUUAGAAGCAGUUUAUUUGGAUAAAAAUCUUUUCUCUGAUUGGCCGAUGCUUCCAAUGGGAACUUCAUUAGAUCGACUCGAGACUUUCUCGAUUUCAUCGAAUCUUUUAACUACUUUGCCACCUGGUGCACUCACUCAUUUUCCUAUACUUCAGCACCUCGAUCUCUCUAGAAAUCAAUUGUCGAAAGUGGAUUUUGACGCUUUCCCCACUUUAGGAAUGCAGUUGAUUUCAAUCGAUUUAUCCUACAAUCAACUUUCUGUUCUUCCUCAUCCUGUACUUCCAUCAAUCCUAUUUUUCGAUGUUUCAUCAAAUAAUAUCAACGAGAUGUCGCCUUUUCUUUUUGCUGGAAUGCCUCUCUUGCAACAUCUCAAACUCUCCAACAAUCCGCUGAUCUUUAGGAAUUGCUCUGAAAAAUGUUGGCUAGAUCAUUUGGAUAUUCUCACAAAUCUCGUUGAUCUUGAUUUGAGCAAUUGUCAAUUGAAUAGAACAUUGGAUCUUUCAAAGCAAAUGUCUCUAAAGUCAGUGAUUUUACGAGGCAACCAAUUGACAGCAAUUGAUGGUCGUCAUUUCCCGAGCUCUUUAUCGAUGUUGGAUGCCGGUGAAAACUUGAUUCAUUACGUGAAAAAUCUCACCUCUCACUCGAAUCUCCGCGAGCUGAGACUCGAUGGAAAUCCACUCAUUUGUGAUUGCUCCCUUUUUGAGAUCCGUUCCCAACUCUUCAAUCAAACGAAAAUCAACGACCCACAAUCGUAUUAUUGUUUCUCUUCUUCAUGGCAAUACCCUUUACUACCUUAUCUCUCAACGUUAAAGCCUUGCAUCCUCAACUCAGCCUCGUCCCUUUUGCCUACAAUCGCCACCGCUUUCUUGAUCACUUUAUGCAUAAUUUUCUUGAUUGUUGUCUCAAUUCUAGGCGGUCAACGUGCUUGUAGUUCAAUCUCUCACAACUAUAAACGUUUAGCCGCUGAAUUGCCCGUUCGACUA